ACCAACCGUCAUUUUGUUCUGAAUGUUUUCUGUGCCUACAAUUUGACAAACUCAUGUUAUCAACAACCCAAACAGCACGGUUGCAGCGUUCUCACGCCAAAUGCAAUUAAAUGCAUUGAAAUUGAAAAACUUUGCAAACCGAGUAUCUAUACUGCUGAGAUCUUAAGAAGACUUGUUAUGAAUGGUAUAAUCCACCCCACGGUUUUGCCUCAUCCAAGCACCAUCAUUAAAUUUCUUAGGAAUGAACUAAUGAUGACGAAACAGAAAAUUCACACUGUCUUAUCCAAAUCAAAGAAUGAAGAUAUUGGAGAACAUGCAAAACUUUUCCCUGAUCAAGUCAGUGACUUAGCAGUCAGUUCACUUCAUUACUUUGACGAGACAAGCGUAACAAAAACCACAAGUUCUACAGAUAAAAGUGGACCCAAAGGACAGAGAUGCCCUUCGUCUGUUACGGUACGAGAACUUUGACAGUUCAUUCAAGACAUGAUAGAUAUACAGCGGUAGCAGUAAUGGCACAACAAAAAACUAAUGUACCUGAAGCAAUACUGUGAUACAGCAGUAGCAGCAGUUCCUGGGACAACAUCAACAACUCUCUCUAAUGCUGAGGUGGAGAUAUUUGAUGGAGACCCCGUUAAUUAUUGCAAUGGCAUCCGUUCAUUUGAAAACCUAAUCAAAGAUAACAGGAGAAACAGUAGCACAAGGCUGUACCACUUAGUGCAGAAUAGAGAAGGAUUUUUUAUGAUGGGAAAACUAUGUACUUGA
This is a messenger RNA of Porites evermanni, 762 nucleotides long. The record is from the annotation of a GenBank genome assembly. NCBI's taxonomy places the organism in Eukaryota, Metazoa, Cnidaria, Anthozoa, Scleractinia, Poritidae.